AUGUUGCGUCGCUCUUUAGCCACCCUGAUGCCACGCAAUGUGACCAUUAAGGACUCACUUUGUAGGCAGGCACUCGAUCAGAUGACGCCGGUCGUCUACUCCAGUCUUCCGAAUGGCUUCCGCGUAGCCACGGAGUACAUCAAGGGCUGCCCCUUCUCCACGAUAGGCAUAUGGAUCGACGCAGGAAGUCGGUUUGAGGACAUCCACAACAACGGGGUCGCGCACUUUUUAGAGCACAUGAAUUUCAAGGGAACGGACCGCUACUCGAAGAAAGAGGUGGAAAGCUUGUUUGAGCACAACGGCGCGCACUUCAACGCCUACACCUCACGCGACCGCACGGCCUACUACGUGAAGGCUUUUAACCACGACGUGCCCAUGAUGAUUGAUGUGGUGGCGGAUUUGCUGAAAUACGGCCACUACCGGCCAAAAGACAUCGAGCUCGAGCGACCCACCAUCCUGGCCGAGAUGCGCGAGGUCGAGGAGCUCGUGGACGAGGUCCUCAUGGACGAGCUUCACCGAGCCGCCUACGACCCCACGACGAGUGGACUGCCGCUGACCAUUCUCGGCCCGGUGGAGAACAUCGCCAGGAACAUCGAUCGCGAGAUGAUUCAAAGCUUCGUGAAGACGCACUACACCGGUCCGCGGAUGUGUUUGGUGUCCUCUGGCGGGUUGAGCCCAGAUGAGACGCACCAGAUCGCGGAGAAGUUCUUUAGCGACCUGCCAGCAAUCAAUAACCGCCCUCUGCUUUGCGCCCAGUACACAGGGGGGUAUACGGUGUUGUGGAAUGAAACCAUGGCGACGACAAACACCGCCGUCGCGUUCCCGAUUUGUGGUGCCUCCUGCGCGGAUAGUUAUGCCUUGCAGCUGAUCCACAACGUCAUCGGCCAGUUCCGUGAAGGGCAAUUCGAUCAGUUCGGGUACCAACGCCUGAAUCCGCGGAUCCCGUGGGAGCGGGUGCCGAACCUCGUCCAACUACGGCCGUUUUACACGCCCUACGAGGAGACCGCCCUGCUGGGGUAUCAGAUCGUAACCGCGCGCAUGCCGCCGACGGCGCCCGGCAUGGGUACCAGCGACGAGCAGGUCAUCAUGCUCGAUUACAUCCUAAGCACACUUUACGAGCUCACUGCGACGACCGUCGACGAGGCCCUCUUGGAGCAAGCCAAGUGCGAGUACAAGGCUUCUGUCAUGAUGAUGCGGGAUAGCACGACGAACAGCGCCGAGGAUAUCGGCCGGCAGAUGAUCCACCUCGGCCGACGCGUGCCGAUACAGGAGGUCUUCGAGUUCGUGGAUGCGGUCACCCCCAGCUCGUUGCGGGAUACCACGCAGAAGUACUUCACAGAGGUAUGCCCCACCGUCUCCGGCAUCGGCUCCGCUUCGACCCUUCCCUGGUACGACUCACAGGUGUUAACCUCGCUGAGGUUGAACCCGCGGACGGAAGCGACUCGCUUCCCUAAGGACGUUCGGUCUUAUGAGCUGUCGGCGGCGUAA
Messenger RNA from Phytomonas sp. EM1, 1488 nucleotides. NCBI's taxonomy places the organism in Eukaryota, Euglenozoa, Kinetoplastea, Trypanosomatida, Trypanosomatidae. The record is from the annotation of a GenBank genome assembly.